AUGAAGUCUGUCGCUGCCAUCUCGGCUCUCGCGGCCCUGACCGUUGUCUCGGCCAAGCCUACUGCCACUGAGCGCGAGGCCCCCAUCAAGGCCCGCUCCCUCCCCGUCGUCUCUGCCUCCGGCAAUGCUUUCUACGCCGAUGGCACUCGCUUCUACAUCCGCGGUAUCGACUACCAGCCCGGUGGUUCGUCUGACAACAUCGACCCCCUUGCCGACACCAGCAUUUGCGGCCGUGACAUUCCCAAGUUCAAGGAUCUCGGCGUGAACACCAUCCGUGUCUACAGCGUCGACAACUCCAAGGACCACAAGGACUGCAUGCAGCAGCUUGCCGACGCUGGCAUCUACCUUGUUGCCGACGUCAACAACCCCAAGUACUCCAUCAACCGAGCCGACCCUCACCCCUCGUACAACGCCGUCUACCUCCAGAGCGUUUUCGCCACGGUCGAGGAGUUCGCUCAGUACGACAACACUCUUGCCUUCUUCUCCGGAAACGAGGUCAUCGACGCCGACGCCAACACCACCCAGACCGCUCCCUACGUGAAGGCCGUCACUCGUGACAUGAAGAACUACAUGGCCUCUCGCGGCCUCCGCCAUGUCCCCGUCGGCUACUCCGCCGCCGACGUUGCCUCCAACCGCAUGCAGAGCGCUGAUUACUUCAACUGCGGCAGCGACGAUGCUCGCAGCGAUUUCUUCGCUUUCAACGACUACUCGUGGUGCAGCUCCAGCUUCACCGAGUCUGGCUGGGACAUCAAGGUUAAGAACUUCACUGACUACGGUAUCCCCAUUUUCCUGUCCGAGUAUGGAUGCAACACCAACGUUCGCACCUUUGGUGAAGUCGGGGCCCUGAUGAACAGCGAGAUGACCGGUGUCUACUCCGGAGGUCUCAUGUACGAGUACUCGAUGGAGGCCAACAACUACGGUAUCGUCAACAUCUCUGGCAGCACCGUCACGGAGCUUACGGAGUACGCCAACUUCAAGAGCGCCCUGUCCAAGUACCCCACCCCCACUGGCGACGGUGGAGCUGCCAAGACCUCUCACGCCGCCGACUGCCCUACUUCCGACGCUGCCUGGCAGGUCGACCCCAGCGAAAUCCCCACCAUCCCUAAGGAUGCCGAGAAGUACAUGACUGCGGGUGCUGGCGACGGCCCUGGUCUGAACGGUUCUGGUUCCCAGACUGCCGGUGACAGCGCUUCCGAUGGCGAGACCACUGGCGGCACUGCUUCCCCUACCGCCACCGGUGGCUCCAGCGCUUCUGGUUCCUCCAACGCUGCCGCUGGCAUGACCUUCGGUGGCCCCAUUGAAAAGGCUCCUCUGGUCGUUGCUGGCCUCACUGCCAUGUUCACGAUGUUCGGUGCCUUCCUGUUGUAA
This is a messenger RNA of Colletotrichum spaethianum, 1368 nucleotides long. RefSeq names its product 1,3-beta-glucanosyltransferase gel1. Gene Ontology annotation, biological process: fungal-type cell wall (1->3)-beta-D-glucan biosynthetic process. The record is from RefSeq and is a predicted model, not a curated record. Gene Ontology annotation, cellular component: cytoplasm; fungal-type cell wall. Bases 1 to 1368 code for a protein of 455 amino acids. The transcript has 4 exons. NCBI's taxonomy places the organism in Eukaryota, Fungi, Ascomycota, Sordariomycetes, Glomerellales, Glomerellaceae. Gene Ontology annotation, molecular function: 1,3-beta-glucanosyltransferase activity.